AUGGCUUUGACUUCGAACUCGGGCAAGUCCAAGACCGGUCUUCAGUCCCGGAGUGAGCAAGUGAAGAAGACACCAACAUCGAUUCCAUUCGAGCGAUAUGUCGCAUUGCCUAUCCCCAAAGACCCGUGGACAGUCUGGAGUAUCCAAGUCCACGGGAGCGAGCGUAGCCACAAGCUGUCUGACAGCCUGGAAGAACUGACACAUUCGACAUUCCCACUGAAGAGAGCCAGGCUAUUGCCGGCAUCCUUGUAA
Molecule: messenger RNA, 252 nt
Organism: Rhinocladiella mackenziei CBS 650.93
Lineage: Eukaryota; Fungi; Ascomycota; Eurotiomycetes; Chaetothyriales; Herpotrichiellaceae
Exons: 2
Coding region: 1-252 (83 amino acids)
Source: RefSeq, a predicted model, not a curated record